Molecule: messenger RNA, 1483 nt
Organism: Cydia fagiglandana
Lineage: Eukaryota; Metazoa; Arthropoda; Insecta; Lepidoptera; Tortricidae
Gene: Jheh-lp4
Product: juvenile hormone epoxide hydrolase-like
Exons: 8
Coding region: 35-1483 (482 amino acids)
Biological process (GO): epoxide metabolic process
Molecular function (GO): epoxide hydrolase activity
Source: RefSeq, a predicted model, not a curated record
AAAAUUUAUUAAUUAGGUUCGAAAGACGUGCACAAUGGAAGUCAGCAAACGAAAAAAACCGAAGACAAAAGACGAAAAAGUUGCAAAUUCCAUUAAAAAAAUUUAUAAAGAUAUUAAAACGCCAAAGAGUUUUAGUAGUUGUGCUGUUACUCUAACGGUUAGCUCCAUCAUCGUAGUAGCAGCGGCAUGUCAUGUAUACACAGACGUGUUUCAUAUUCCCGAGCUGCCCCCAGUUGAUCUGGACGUGUGGUGGGGCCCGAACCACACGAAACUCAGCCAAGAUACAACGAUUAGACCAUUCAGGAUUGUGUUUAGUGAUGCUAUGCAAGAACAGCUUGUGAAGAAAUUUGAUCAUCACCGACGCUCAGAGAAACAGAAAUCUUUUGACGACACCGCGUGGACAUACGGGGUGCAUUCCUCAGCGCGGGAACAAAUUUUCUCCUUUUGGCAGUACAAGUACAAGAUAAAAGAGCGAGAGCGUUUUUUUAACCAGUUUCAACACUUUAAAACUAACGUGCAGGGUUUGGAUUUGCAUUUCAUGCGCGUUAGAUCUGAGGUUGAAAAUGUGAAGGUCCUCCCUAUAAUCUUGCUGCACGGCUGGCCGAGCUCGUUCCGCGAGUUCUACGACGUCGCGCCGUUGUUAACAACUCGACGAUCCGACUACGACUUCGUGUUCGAAGUUAUCGUGCCCAGUUUGCCGGGUUUCGGUUUUUCACAAAGUGCUGUCAGACCUGGUUUAGGUCCUUUUCAAGUCGCUAUAGUAAUGCGAAAUCUAAUGAAUCGCCUUGGUUUUAACAAAUACUACGUUCACGGUGGGGACUUCGGUCACGUGAUUGGCUCAAUAAUGGCUACUCUCUUCCCUAAUGAGGUCUUAGGCUUCCAUUCCUCUAUGCCGCUAACAUUGGCCAAGCCUUCAGUAUUGGCACGGGUGCUAGGAGCUGUUUGGCCAACGUUUAUCGAUGCCCACCACUGGCGGAAGAUGUACCCGUUAAAAGAAAAACUAGAGUUUUUGAUUGAUGAGACGGGGUACAGUCAUUUACAGGCUACAAAACCUGAUACAAUUGGUAUCGCAUUAAACGAGUCUCCGGUUGGAUUGGCAGCUUACAUAUUUGAUAAAAUAAUGAUAUACACUGACGCUAACAACAAGUAUCUUGAAGACGGAGGUCUGGCCAAGUAUUACAACGGCAGUAUGACGGAUUUGAUCGAUAAUGUGAUGGUGUACUGGGUCAGCGAAAGUAUAACAACUUCAAUGAGAAUCUACAAGGAGGUGUCUAGUGUAGAAUUAACGUUAGAGCAGAUCCCCACAUCAGUGCCAACAUGGUUCUUAUGUUUAAAGUACCAACCCUUUUACACCCCUGAAAUGUUACUGCGAUGGAAGUAUCCAAACCUCAUAAACAUUACCACUUACGACGACUUCGGAGGACAUUUUGCUGCAUUAGAAAGACCUCAAGAAUUAGCUGAAGAUAUUUUCUACGCUCUCUAA